Messenger RNA from Sclerotinia sclerotiorum 1980 UF-70, 132 nucleotides. RefSeq lists its product with no specific name. The record is from RefSeq and is a predicted model, not a curated record. The transcript has a single exon. Lineage: Eukaryota; Fungi; Ascomycota; Leotiomycetes; Helotiales; Sclerotiniaceae. The coding region runs from base 1 to 132 and encodes 43 amino acids.
AUGGUUGCUUUUCUACCUUUUACACACGCCGCAGCGGCAGGCAGCAGAAGUGUGAAGCCAUUUGCCGGCUCUGAAACACGCAAGUACCCAUGUGACCGGCUGCUGAGCAAACAGCCGAGUUGGUUAAGAUGA